AAAGUUAACUGCGAACUGGAAUCAUGGGAAAAGCAAAGAAAACAAGAAAGUUUGCUGAAGUCAAGCGAAUGCUCAAUCCAAAAGAUAGUCGAUUGAAGGAGAACCAGGAGAAGCUGAAGAAGAAGGAAGAAGAUAAGCAAAAGGAGGUUGUUCGCCAUCUUCCUCAAGUCGCUUCGUCACUCUUCUUCAAAUAUAAUUCUGCUUUAGGACCACCUUAUCAUGUCCUAGUUGAUACCAAUUUCAUCAACUUUUCCAUUCAGAACAAGCUUGAACUUGUCAGGUCCAUGAUGGAUUGCUUGUUGGCUAAAUCUAUUCCUUGUAUUACGGAUUGUGUUUUAGCGGAAUUGGAGAAACUUGGACCAAAAUAUCGAAUUGCUCUAAAGAUCGCCCGUGAUCCUCGAUUCGAAAGACUUCCCUGCUCUCACAAGGGUACAUACGCCGAUGACUGCUUAGUUCAACGUAUUAUGCAACACAAGUGCUAUAUCGUGGCAACUUGCGAUCGAGAUCUCAAACGCCGUAUUCGUAAGGUACCUGGUAUCCCUAUCAUGUACAUUUCCGCAAGAAAGUACGUGAUUGAGAGACUCCCAGAGUUGGGCACCAACACCUUCUAGACGUAUCAAGUAUUUGUAUUUUACAUAUCCCUUCUGCAUAAUUUGGUUUUUCUAUACACUUCAAUUGGCACACGGCGCACAAACACACUAUCUUUUUCUCUUUCUCCAAGGUUCUUUUGACUACAACCUUUCCCUGUAUAUACGCCGUGUUAUGAUCGAGAAACAAACAACUAAAAGCAUCACUGUAAAACCAAAUUCACCGGAUCCAUUGUUU
Messenger RNA from Umbelopsis ramanniana AG, 825 nucleotides. RefSeq lists its product as uncharacterized. The record is from RefSeq and is a predicted model, not a curated record. NCBI's taxonomy places the organism in Eukaryota, Fungi, Mucoromycota, Umbelopsidomycetes, Umbelopsidales, Umbelopsidaceae. The transcript has 6 exons. The coding region runs from base 24 to 611 and encodes 195 amino acids. Gene Ontology annotation, cellular component: nucleolus; small-subunit processome.